UAGAGAGGUCUACCCCGAUCUUCACUCUCUCACUCCCCCUCCCAUCCUCAUUCUGUAUCUCUCCCUGAUCCCACAGUGUAGUAAAGCGGAUGGGCAGCUAAACAAACAGCGGGAUCUUUUCAGAGAAGACACUGACAGAGCUCAGAGCUCAUCGUUUCCCAGCCCCUGUUCCCCGAGACAAGUGGAUUUCAACCAAGUUUUAAAUACUGCAGCAUCAGGACCGCUUAUACUUGACGUCUGCAGCCAGACCUGGCAAGGUGAUCACACCUGAUCUGCUGCACAAGAGGAAGACACUGCCACAGUCUUGUUUAACAGAAGAUUAACUGUGUAGCAGAGAAAGCAGAUUCAUCAGAGAAAACUCCAGCAGCUGUCCUUCAAUUCAAGAUCAGUUUUGAAAAUGUAUCAGGCACCGACUCAGCUAUACCGGAUAUGAGCAAAUAUGGGGACUCUGUUAGACACCAUGACAAGCCAACAGCUUUGACAGCCCAAAAGGAGAUCCCUCAUUCGCAUAUGUGAAAGAUAUUCUGUACUCUCAAUAACAAACUUAUAGAAGAAUUCCACCUUGUUUACCUUUAUUUCAAAACACCCCUUCCUCUCCACUCCAAUCAUGAAAAGUUUGUUGACAGCCCUCUCUCCUUCCUGUACCACUCUCCUCUUCCUUCCCCUUUUCCUUCUCUUAUGCCCACCAGAAUUGGUCAGAGGUGACUGCUGGCUGAUCGAGGGGGAUAAAGGUUAUGUGUGGUUGGCCAUCUGCAGCCAGAACCAGCCACCAUACGAGACAAUCCCACAGCACAUCAACAAUACAGUACAUGACUUGCGGCUUAAUGAGAACAAGAUCAAAGCUAUUUUUUUCACGUCCUUGAGUCGCUUUACCAACCUGACGGACCUCAACCUCACCAAGAAUGAGAUCUCGUACAUCGAAGAUGGUGCUUUUGCAAGCCAAGCAAAUUUACAGGUCCUGCAACUUGGAUAUAACAAGUUAACCAACCUGACAGAAGGCAUGUUGCGAGGUUUGGGACGUAUGCAAUGUCUUUUCUUGCAGCAUAAUCUCAUAGAAGUCAUUGCCACUAAUGCAUUCUGGGAGUGCCCCAGCCUCAGCAACCUGGAUCUGUCAUCGAACAAGCUUGCCCGGCUGGACCCAUCCACUUUCACUGUGUUGGGCAGGCUCAUGGGAUGUGAGCUUGCAGGAAACCCUUUCCACUGCGGAUGUGAGCUCUACAGUUUCCUCAGCUGGUUAGAAGCCUUCAACAAUGUCACACACACCUAUGAUCGACUUCAGUGCGAGACACCACGGGAGUUGUUUGGCUACCCGUUGCUGAGUCCUGUUGCCGGCCAUGGACGGAGUGCUCGCAACAUCCUUUACUCUGUGUGCCGGGAUGGGGUGCUGAUUCCUGGGAUGACAUCUCUGCCACCUGAUCCUGAUUCUUCAGGCAUGGGACCUGACAUUUUUGAGCACAUUGGACCAUAUCAUCAGCCCACAACUUCCUCCUCAUCUGACAAUGCAUUUAGUCCCAGCAUCAAACUGCAACAUGUGUCUCUUUCCUCUGCAUCCCUUCUAAUCCAGAUUCCAAAGCCAUACAGCAAAAUGUACAUCCUGGUGCAGUACAAUCAGAGCUUUGUGUCAGAUGUGAUGAACUUGAAGAAAAAAAAGGAAAUGAUCACCCUUAACAAGCUCAAAGCAAACACCAACUAUACCUUCUGUGUGGCAUCUAUACGCAACUCUCAGCGCUACAACCACACGUGUUUAUACUUUUCUACCCGAGCACCAAAUCCAGACGACUUGAUGCCUCCACCCUCCACGACCACCCACUACAUCAUGACCAUUGUUGGCUGUCUCUUUGGAAUGCUCAUUGUCCUUGGGUUUGUCUAUUACUGCUUACGAAGACGUCGCAGAAAUGAAGAGAAAGAAAAAUCCAUCUGUGUGAAGAAAACCAUUCUGGAAAUGCGAUAUGGCCCAGAGGUGGCAGCAGCAGUUGCAAACGACCCCACAGCUGUUCAGAAACUGCACGAGCAGAGCCACCAUCAGCAUCACCAUGGCAAACUGCCCAUGUCCUCCUCGUCCAGCUCUGCCAUGCUUGGCCAUGGGUCUGCCAACACUAGUUCCUCACGUCUUUCCUCCAUCCCUCAAGUAGAGAAGAUGGCAACUGCUUUCUCUGAGGCCAUGGCCAGUAAGGGCAACUAUAUGGAUAUUAGGACCUCUGUUGGAGGAGAUGAAAGGGGUAGAGAUGGAGCUGUGAUGCAUGGUGUUCGGGAGGAAGACCUCAGGGGGGAUGAUGGAAGUGACUUGGGUGAUGAUUCAGAUGAUGAUGGCCGGGGAUCAGCGUCCGAGAUUUCAACCAUUGCGAUGGAAGUUGACAAGGUCAACCAGAUAAUUAACAACUGUAUUGAUGCCCUCAAGCUGGACUCUAUUGCAGCUUCUUCUGUUUCCAACACAACAAGUGGUCCCACCUCACCCCCACCUACCUCUACCUCCUCCCUGACCAGAGGACUGAUUCCCAUCUCUUCUAGUAUCAGUGAUGCAUGCCACGUCCUGCCUUCCCCAAAAAUCCCUCCCCCACCUCCUCUCCCUUUCUCUGCUCCUCUGUCUGAGAGGCCUGGGAUCACAGGUGGUGGCUUUGUGUCCCCACCAUAUCGUCCACCACCCCCAGCUACUGCAGUGAGGCCUAUUCAAAGACAAAUGAGCGCAGAUGCUGCAGUCAUCACCUCCUCUUCCAAGAGGCACUGCCGCCCUUCCAGUGGGAAAGGGGGUCGUGUUUACAGCCUAGAUGUUCCGGAACCCCACAGCCCAGAUCCCUGCCAUUAUUCAGACAAGGGCAGCCCGUUGGGGUGUGGUGAGCCCCUGGAGAGGCUCCCUUUAGUAGGUAGUGGAGGAGGAGGUGGCUGUAGCAUUGACGGUGGUACUGUAGAUGGGAUGGGCCUUCAGCAACACCUGGAGGUGCACCCAGACUACCACUGCGCAGAGCAUCGUCAUUCAGUCCCUGCCUUAUACUACGAGGGCUCUCAUGACUCCCCGGCCCAAAGGGUCUCUUUUCUCAAGCCUCUGUCACGCACCAAGAGAGACGCUGCUUCCUACUCUCAGCUCUCUCCACGUCACCAAAAUUACUCUGGCUACUCCUCUAGUCCAGAGUACUCCACCGAGAACACCUUGCGCAUCUGGGAGCGCUUUCGUCCCCACAGAAAGGGUCCACGCGAGGAGUCAUGUUACGUAACAGCUGGAAACGCCUUGCGCAAAAAGGUCCAGUUUGCCAAGGGGGAGGACUUGCAUGACAUCCUUGACUACUGGAAGGGUGUGUCAGCACAGCAAAAGCUGUAAUCUAUCAGACUGUGUGGAUACACUGCACAGGUCUCUUUUACUGCCUGAUAAACCAGAAGAGCAGCUCAGUGAGCAAGUUGGGUUAUGGCUGAAGUUUGCAACACAGAGCCAAGUUUGUCAGGGUUUGAGGACAAGUUGUUUAAUUGUUUUUGUACAGUGAGCCAGAAAGAGUAAAAAGAGCCUGAGAAUACACUACAUACAGUACAUAAGAUAACAUUCAGAGAUAUAAUUUGGAGCAUUGUUGUUCUCAGUGAAAAAGGUCCUUAUCAUUUGUCAAUAAUUGAAAUAAUCUGUCAUUUCAUUGUUCAUAUCAAUAGUGCAACCUUAACUAGAAUCCUUAUUAAACCUAAGAGAAUCUCUGUGUGUACUCUCAACCCAUCAAAUCAUUGGUCAUCACAUUAAUUUGUUAGGUGGGAAUGUGUGUUUUAGAAGGAUAAAAUGGAUGUUCUGAUUUUCUUCUAACCUGUCAAAAGCAGUUUCCCUCUUCCAUAUUACAGAGACUGUGCACAGGGCAACCACAUUUACAUUUCAAUAGCACUCCUCAUGUGAAAAAGAGAAAAAGAUAAAAAUGAAACAGAAGAAUCUCCCGGGGGAACCUUGGGAUAGUCAGCCGUGUUUGACAGCUGCUGAGCUGUACUGCUGUGCUGAGCAGGAUGGCAUAAAUAGUGCAAGGGGUUCUAGAGAAAAUAGAUUUACCUGGGUUUGUGGGAAAUGCAUAGAUCUAUGUUAGAGAUUAAAGAGACAUAGUUCUGUAUAUCUCUCAUCUCUGAUGCAUUAUUAAUAGCAUUUUCUUAUUGGAGGUUACCUUGUAUCAAAGCAAGAGCGUAAAGUGUCUGUUGGCAGCAGAGUUUUAUGUAUUCUGUUCUUCUGGUCUUAGGUCAGUUUGUUUAGUCUAUUAAUUGGCUUUUGGAAGCCUAUUGCUGACUCAUUCAACAGGCAAAGUGACCUAUACCCUGGUAUGGCACUUUUAGACUGACACUUUAUAUGGCAUGUUUCUCCAGGCUCUUUUUUUUUUUGUUUGUUUCGUUUUAUUCAUUUAUUUGAGGAAAUUAUUAUCCAUUAUACUGACUUUGAAAGGUAGACAGACAAAAGGAGCAAUAUUUAAUUAAAUAAAAAAAUAAAUCUUUUAAAUUGAAAUGGAUUUCAACGAUGAUAAUAAAACUCCUCUCCCAAAAACACUUAAUCUCAAAUAUAGAUCUCAUAAGAUAAUACAUUAUUAAUGGUAUUUUGAAAAAAUGACAAAUAAUAUUAGCUUCAACACCUCUGUCGUCGAUUAUUUUAUUAAUUCCCAUUGGAUUACACAAACUAAUUAGCAAUUACCAAGGCUAUAUCCUUAAGUGUGCGAGGGUAAGCAGCCAAGACCUCAAAUUUGAUUAAAAGAUCUCUCUCUCUCUCUCUCUCUCUCUGGCAAAUGAGGGUGAGUGUUAGCAUUAGCAAACGUCUUCAUUCAACCCUCUUUAUUCUGCAUCAGGUGUUUUUGUGCCUUCAGUAAAAGGGUCCAUUAUUUGUUAGUAUCACAAACGAGUAAUUGUUGAUGAUUGGCUCAUGUUCUUUACAUCAUAUCAUUUCCCAUAUUUAAAUGGAUUUCAUUGUAAAUACAUGUUCAUACCACUUUUCUUUCCAUAUCUCUUGAUUAAGGUUUUUCAUUGUAAAUAUGUGAUAGAUACCUGCCAACAUUGGACAUACACUCAGGCACAAUGUCUCUUUGGUUCUCUCUUUUCGAGGGCUUUAAAAAAAAAUCCAGUCCAAGGUAUAGGCCUAUGACAAAAGUUGUUUAUAGGAUGCUUUAUGGUUUACAGAAAGAGGGACAGCAGCAGCUAUAACAUAUGUGGAUUAUUAGGGCUCUGUGUGUACUUAAGGAAGACAUUGCACUCAGCUCAUUUAGAGAGAAUGGACCCUAACUGGACAAAUCAUUUUUGGGCAACUGCAAUGGACUCUCAAAGGACUGGUACCGGAGGCUUACUGUGACAUUUUCUUUACUUUAUGAACAUGAUUUUAAAACCUCUUGGACUGGUCUUAAGGAACUAACCAUCAACACUCAAUCAAAAAUGACUGUUCAUUUUUUUAUAACAGUAAAAUCUGAUGCCCAGCUUAAUGUUUUAGACACGUUUUUAUUGUGCCUCCCCUCGUUGACAAAGAAAAAUAGAAAGAAAAAAAGACAUUUUUGCUAUGAAUUCAAGGUUGAAUAACAAAAGAGGGAGUAAUAAUACAAUUGGCAUGGCAUCUGUAAGAUUUGUUAUUUAUUAAUUGUUUAAGAAAAUGUGUAAAUACUGUUUUUCUCUCUUUAUUUUUUUGCUUGGGGAGUAAGACUGAUUCUUCAUGCUGUUAUCUUGCUCAAGGUCAUUCUCCUUCAACUUUCCCUGUUGAAGAAUUAAUGUUCCACCCAUUCUUUCUGGAUAAACAAGCAAAUCAAUUAUUUCAAGUUACGGUAUUUUUAUAUCAGACCUUAAUUCGCACACUAUGUUUAUAAUACAUUCUUUCUUUGAUUUACUUGGCCUUUAAAACUUUGCUUGACAUAUCACAUAUAAAUUACCCAGUUCAGCCAAA
Molecule: messenger RNA, 5860 nt
Organism: Pimephales promelas (fathead minnow)
Lineage: Eukaryota; Metazoa; Chordata; Actinopteri; Cypriniformes; Leuciscidae
Gene: elfn2b
Product: extracellular leucine rich repeat and fibronectin type III domain containing 2b
Cellular component (GO): plasma membrane
Molecular function (GO): protein binding
Source: RefSeq, a predicted model, not a curated record